This is a messenger RNA of Aspergillus luchuensis, 912 nucleotides long. RefSeq lists its product as uncharacterized. NCBI's taxonomy places the organism in Eukaryota, Fungi, Ascomycota, Eurotiomycetes, Eurotiales, Aspergillaceae. The coding region runs from base 1 to 912 and encodes 303 amino acids. The record is from RefSeq and is a predicted model, not a curated record. The transcript is spliced from 4 exons.
AUGAAGUCCAUCCACACAUACCCAGAAGACUAUGAUGGUGCUAUGGCGGGUGCCCCAACCUGGUGGAUGACACACCAGGCAUUCUACAACUACAAGCAGACAACUAUCGGCGGCUGCUUCUUCCACCCCGAAGCCCUAGCCUGCAGCAGUAACAAGACAUCCAAUUGCCUUACUGCACCAAAACUAGAUACCCUCCACAAGAUCUACAACGACUGGACCACCUUCGACCAAGACCUCAUCUACCCCGGCGCAUGGUUCGGCAGCGAACCCACCUGGAACACAACCUUCGGCAACCAGCACUCCAAAUCAUGGUACAUAGAGAACAUCCUCGGCUUCAAGAACCUCACAGCCCAGGACCUGACAUACAAACUCAUCGCCGAGGCAGACGCGCGUAAUCCCGCCCACGCAAACGCAUACGACUUCGACCUGUCUCCUUUCUUUAACCGAGGCGGGAAAUUCUUCCACUGGCACGGCAUGUCGGACUCAGUGGUACCACCGGGUUCAAGUGUGUACUAUCACCACAAAGCCACGUACGCUGCCUUGGAGAAGGGCAUCGACAUUGACCAACAUUAUCAGCUUUACUUGAUUCCGGGAUUAGAACACUGCACCGGCACCCCCACCUGCAUGUCCGCCCUAUGGUACCUAGCGGGCCCAUACCAAGCCGGGAACUUCUUCAACUUCACCCCCGCCAACGUUGUCGACAACUACGUCCAUGACUCUUUCCUCACGCUGAUCAGCUGGGUAGAGGGUGGUCAUGCCCCGUCGUAUAUGGUUACCACGAACUUUGAGGAUAAUGCAGAUCCAACGACGCUGCUUCAUAAUCGAAAGAUUUGCCCGUACCCGAGACAGGCGAAUUGGACGCAGACUGGUAUGUCGAUACAUGAGGAUUAUUGGGAUUGUGUUGAUAUGUAA